This is a messenger RNA of Oncorhynchus tshawytscha (Chinook salmon), 2523 nucleotides long. Its product is annotated as probable E3 ubiquitin-protein ligase DTX3. The transcript is spliced from 6 exons. Gene Ontology annotation, biological process: protein ubiquitination; Notch signaling pathway. Lineage: Eukaryota; Metazoa; Chordata; Actinopteri; Salmoniformes; Salmonidae. Bases 583 to 1752 code for a protein of 389 amino acids. The record is from RefSeq and is a predicted model, not a curated record.
GUCAUUAAACUGUCAGACAUUGAGCUGGACCGACAUUGCAGAAGACUACCGACUGACUGGUCUACAAAUAACCUUGCUUCAUAAAAAAAACUACUCAUUAUUAUUUGUAGAUCAGUCAAUCGUUCACCAUUUACCCACAAUGCAUCAUGGACAUAAUCCUCUCAAACACGGCCAUGGACUUUAAAGGCUAAAACAUGGUUGAAAGUGCAAACAAUUUCUGUAAGUAUUUGUCUUGAGUACGCAGCUGUCACAAGCCGAAUGAAACAGCUAACGUGGAAUCGUAGCCUAGUGUGUAAGUGGGGGUUGAUGUUGUAGUAGUCUGUCUCAAGGACGUGGAAAUAGCAAGACAAACUCCAGUAGCGAGCGAGAAGGGGACUCGGAUGAAUUGUUAGCUAACGUUACGGAUAGCUUAGAGUGGAUAUCAAGUAUGUCUUGACUACAAAAUACUUAUCGACAUAUCCACCGCAGUACACGAUUUUCAGGCCUCGUCCAAUGGAAGAUGGUGUAGCUAGUUCCAUAAUCUCUAAAACUCAUCUGACAGCUACGGCAAAAGGGGGAUAUUUUCUCGAUUGAAGGGAAUAUAUGGGAUCGCAAGUUUCAUCGGAUGAGAUGAGUGUGCGCGGGGGGCAGGGUAGUGACGAGGUGCUGGUGUCCCAGGCGGUGUGGGACUACCUGGCUGCCGCCGGCCAGCCCUGGCUCAUAGACUUUCAGGACAAGCAGGGCUUGAGCGCCGGCAUCAUCCGCCGAGGUGAGCGGGGAGGCUGCUGCGCAGUGCGGCUACGUCCCAUAGAGGGAUCCCGUUCUGGGGGAGGACCCGGGAUGAUGGAGGAAGGACCCAUCUCCAACGAGACCCGCAAGGCCUUCAUAGACUUAUGCCGCUGCGCCCGCAAAGAGAUGAGCAAACAGGAUGGGGGUCCUAAACGGAAGAGGUCCCUGCUGCCCUGCGUUGGGGUGGGGGUCCUGGAGGGGGAUGGAGAGGGGAGCCUGCUACCACCUCAGCCUCCCCAGCCCAGACGCUCUCAGAGGCAGCAACAGAGAUAUAAGAAGCCUGCGGAGGAAGAGGCCUGUGUGGUCCUCUCCAACUCCACGUCCCACAACGAAUCCGGACAGAGGAAGAAGGACAACAUGGAGGUCAGCUGCAGUAUGAUGGCCUCCUCUCAUAACCAAUCCCACAGUGAGGCAGACGACUACACCUCAUGUUCCAUCUGCAUGGGCGACAUGGUGGAGAGGACCACACUGGAGAGGUGCGGCCACGCAUUCUGCCGGUUGUGUCUAGACCAGGCCUUCAAGGUGAAGAGAGCGUGUCCUGUGUGUCGUCAGGUGUACGGCCAGCUCAUAGGGAACCAGCCGCCUACCGGGUGUAUGAUGGUGGAGAGGGACCCAGAUCUGGAGUUGCCAGGACACGAGGGUUAUGGGUGUAUCUGCAUCAUCUACAGCUUCCCACCUGGUUUACAGGCGCCGGAGCACCCUAACCCGGGGGUGAGGUACCCUGGGACGGACCGCGUGGCUUACCUCCCAGACAGCCCAGAGGGGAACCGGGUCCUGGGCCUGCUUCGCCGGGCCUUCGAACAGCGCCUCAUCUUCACCAUAGGGACCUCCAUGACCACAGGAAUGCAUAAUGUCAUCACCUGGAACGACAUCCACCACAAGACCUCCUUAUGGGGCGGACCACACUGCUUUGGAUACCCAGACCCCACUUACCUGGUGAGAGUGACCGAGGAACUCCGAGAGAAAGGCAUCGCUGCAGACUGACCGUACAGAUUCUAGAAUGAUUAUUCUAGGAACAUUUUAGGAACCUCUGGCUGCCCUGCUGCUGCUGGUGGUUGCUAGGCUGCAGUCUCCUGGACCUAGACCCAGCAGAGCAGCGGAUGAAUACGAGAUGUGACUGGGCCCCACAGCAGCCACAGGAGUACGGCCCAGUGGAGGCCCACAUAUCCCUACAAGACCACUUGAUGGGGUGACUCCUACCUUCCACUUCAGUCGAAUUUUCACUAAUCAUGCAUUGAUGUCAAUUGGAGACCAUUUGACUUAAGUGGAAGUGAACAUUUAUCUAAAGUGGAAUUUAGGAUUCACCCUUAUGUUCCUAUCCUCGUUAUCUAUCUUCCCGAGUUCGGCUCAACCCAGCAGCACUUUGUGUUGAAGAAAACAUACAAAUGAGUGCAGUGCAAUCUCUGUGUGAGCUGUUUUUGGCUCCACUCAUCCAAGUAUUUAUCAUAUAGGGAUUCAUAAUGUGAAGGUACAUACUAGUUAAAUAUUAUUUUGAAACCUAAGUUCAAAGAAGAGUCGUAUUUUGUCUGUUAUGUUUAUUUCCACGCACAUUCUUAAUUUACCUGUUAAAAACACAUGAUUUGUGCUCUGUCCAGUACGCUCUUAGAAUAAUAAUGUUUUCUGUAAUUAUGUUAAUAAUAACCUGUUAUUUACACUGUAUUAAGACAGUACUAGAGAUAGUUGGUGGCAGGCAGAAUAGUACUGUCUGUUUCAAUAGAAAGCUCCUAAAGAAAUAAUUAAAUUUCUCUGAAAGGA